Messenger RNA from Aspergillus caelatus, 373 nucleotides. RefSeq lists its product as uncharacterized. Bases 81 to 317 code for a protein of 78 amino acids. The record is from RefSeq and is a predicted model, not a curated record. NCBI's taxonomy places the organism in Eukaryota, Fungi, Ascomycota, Eurotiomycetes, Eurotiales, Aspergillaceae. The transcript has 3 exons.
UCUGACAUCCUCUUACGAGAAGACAAUCCAUAUUCCUGCACCCCAUAUCAAACCACAAAAGACCAACAACACACAUCAAAAUGGAUAAGCUUGCCUCGAAGCUCGGCGGUGGUCACAAGCACGGUGGUGCUGGUGGUGCCCAGAAUGAGGACUAUGUUGACAAGGGCCUCGACUCCCUCGAAACCAAGUACGGCCAUGGCAAGGUCGACCCCCAUAACUCGAAGGUGCGACAGACGAAUGAACGCAUCACCGAUAGCGCCAGGAACAAGUUCGAGAGUGCUACUGGUAAACAUGUGCCCUCGAAGAUCUCGAACUAGAUAUAAUACGUUACGACAGUCAUGAUUGAGGCAAAGAAGUGUAUUAUACUACUGGU